Messenger RNA from Closterium sp. NIES-67, 2355 nucleotides. The record is from the annotation of a GenBank genome assembly. Lineage: Eukaryota; Viridiplantae; Streptophyta; Zygnematophyceae; Desmidiales; Closteriaceae.
UAUGCCGAACUCAAUGUCGUCUUGUACAUUGACCUUCUUCGCUCCUAAUUCGUGGCUCUUCAGUCAACUCUGUGUUAUACACGCGAAGCCUAGCAUUGUGUAAAUCCCAUUCCUUAAUAGCUAUGGUUUCCGUACAGUCAUCGUGUGGUAGAGCACUGGCCUCAAGUAUCGGCCGUUGUCAGAAUAUGUGCGAUCUAUUAUGUGCGUCCGCCUCGAGUGUUCGCGUUUCGUCGAGAAAAGUCGCUGUUGGAUCGCACCCCUCGCACCUAGUGCCCGGCACCACCGCCAUCAACAGCGCCGCAACUCCCUGUCGUCACUCACCUUCCCCCUUACGAUUACCGUUUCAGAGACACUCCACUCCCUUCUCCCACUUACCCGCCUCAUUCCAUCCCCGCCUCCUCCGUACUGCCUCUGUCCCUCCCCCGCCUCUCUCUCCCCCGCGCGCUUCCUCCGCUCCUAAUGGUCGUUCCCCUGCCGUCACCUCCCCGUCUCCCCCCGUCCCCAACUCCGACCCAGCCUUUUCCGCUUCCCCCUCCUCCGCUCCCCCGCAUUCACUCGCCCCUUCCCCCUGCUCGGUACCUUUCGUCCUCUCGCCCUCAGACCUCUCCUCCGCAUCAUCCGCCGCGAAUCUCUCCAUCGAAGACUACAUAGUCCGCUUUCUCCUUCAACCCGCAACGGACCUCGCUCGCCCCCCCAUUUCGCGCUUCCACGUCUCCGCGAUCGCAGUAGGCGCUAAGACGGGCCGCGCUUUCCUAGGAGUGAAUCUCGAGUUCCCCGGCGUGCCUCUCCACAACUCCGUCCACGCCGAACAGUUCGCCGUGGCGUCCGCCGCAUUACACGGCGAGCCCGCGCUCUCCGCGCUGUUGGUUUCGCGCCCCCCCUGCGGCCACUGCCGGCAGUUCCUGCAAGAGCUGCGCGGGGCGGAGGGGCUGCGCGUGGUUAUAGCGGAAGAGGCGGAGGCGGCGGAGGAGACGAGUCUCACGCACUUGCUGCCGCAUCGCUUCGGGCCGCACAGCCUCCUAGCCGACGAUUUCCCGCUGCUGCUGGAGCAGCGAGACAACAGCCUGCAGCUAAUCGAUCCUGUCGACGUGCCCUCGCCGUUGGAUUUCGUGUUGGUGCCUCCGCUCGCGCGCUCCUUCUCCUCCGCUUCCCCGUCUGCGGUCGAUUCUGCAGCGGCAGCAGCUGUGUCCGCCGUUUCUCCCGCUGCGGUUGUCUCCUCUCCCCUGGGGAACGAAGCCGUCUUGCGGGCUCUAGACGCUGCCAACGCAUCCUACGCUCCUUACAGUUUAUCGCCCUCCGGAGUUGCGCUCGUAACGCGGACAGGGGCGGUGCAUGCGGGGUCUUAUAUCGAAUCGGCUGCGUAUAACCCGAGCCUUCCCGCGCUUCAAGCGGCGCUGAUCGCGCUGGUGGUGGAGACUGGAGGGGAAGGGGCGUAUGAGGACGUGGUACACGUGGCGCUUGUCGAGAAGGAGGGGGCGCAGGUGCGGUUUGACUCGAUAACAGCACUGUCUGUAGCGCGGAUAGCCCCACAUGCGACCUUCUCGCUGCACCUGGCUAGAGAAAGUUCACUCAGCGGUGGUGGUUGACAGUUGGUGUUUGAAAGAUGGGGGGGAAACGACCAUGGAAGGUGAGGCAAAGGAAAUGAUGUUCGGAUGGAUGUGUGCGGGCUCUUGCCCUUGGCUUAUUGCUCGUGUACGCAUUUUUUUUGGAAUUGAUCCAUGCUGGAAGUGCCUCAUGUUUGCAACACACUCUCCGAAGUGGCAUUCCUCUUUAAAUCCACUACCUUCUGGAGGGUGCUUGAUUCGAUGAGAGUUUAGAGACGGGCAGCAGCAAAGGAAGUGUGGCCAUUUUCUGAAGUGGGCCCCUCACCUGUCACUUUCUCUAUCACUCACUCACACGCACUCGCUCUCUCGCUUCCCCUCAAUGCUGUGUUUCCCCCUCUCCAUCGCCGCGACGACCAUCCCUCCCUCCCUUGUGCUCCCCCCCUUACCCCGUUUCCCCUUUCCUUCCUGUCAUUUCCCCUUUGAACUUGAACUUUUCAUCCCUAAACAUUCGCUGUGUCUCCCACCGUGGCACCUCUCACUCCUCCUUCUAUCUCUUCUCCUCAUCCUCCGCCACUGCCAUUAUGGCUUACGUUAGCACUCUUCUUCCGAGCCUUAGGGCGCGGCGGUGCUUGAGUUGCCCAACCUGACCAAGCUGCACACCUAGGGAUGGUUAUAAUGGUGCGAAACAAUGGCAAACUGGUGCAGUGCUAAGUUGUACCACUGGCCGAGCAAAGAAGCAACACCAAGCUAACACCCAUGUGCUGAGGAAGGAAACGCCAUACGGUAAAAAGCAUAGCAUUGUAGAAAAUCG